AUGCAGUUUCCAACCACCGCCACCUUCCUCUCCCUUCUCGCUUUCGCUGCAACAGCAUACACCUACGACACCGUCAGCUUCACUACAUCCUCUUGCCCUGACUGCAGCCAAGCUGUAGGCUGCUCUAUCGAGGCGCGCACCGGGCUACCACCAAACCAGUGCGUCCGCAUGUGGAACGGUGACGCCAGCCUGACUGUCUAUGGUGCCACGAAUCCUUCUUGCAAAGUGAACCUGUACGAGUCUCUCGAUUGCACGGGGACGCCAGAAGUGCAUCAGAAUGCGCAGUGUGAGAACUUCUCGCCUAAGAACUCGUUCAAGAUUACCUGUUAG
Pyrenophora tritici-repentis Pt-1C-BFP is the source of this 330-nucleotide messenger RNA. RefSeq lists its product as uncharacterized. The record is from RefSeq and is a predicted model, not a curated record. NCBI's taxonomy places the organism in Eukaryota, Fungi, Ascomycota, Dothideomycetes, Pleosporales, Pleosporaceae.